ACAAACUUGAUGCAACGCAACUUUAGAUUCCGGUGUGGUUUCGAAUUGUGACUAAUGUGACAGAAGGAAGGCAAAUAAGGCACAGAAACCAAAGAUGUUAACGGUUAAGCUGUUGUAGUCUAUUGUCCAGAGAACUAUGAUAAUCAGGCAUGUACUCUUAGAAGUCCAUUAUUUAAAGUAGCAAUAGUGUUUUAACAAAUUAAAUUGAUCAGGAAGAUGGACGCAAACAUUACGGAAAUAAUAGAAGAAUUUAUGGGAAGUGCACUUGUUACAUGGGUGCAUCUCUUUGAGGGUAUUGUCGAUGAAGAGGAGAAUGGAUCGUUCACCCAGCAGUACAUGGAAGUAAACUUUCACUCCCAGAAUGCAGUGAGACAGUACUUGAAGCUUACCAAUGGAGUCUACCUCAAUGAAGUCAUGAGAAUCAUUGAUCCCAAUCCAAAAGUAGAGCAGAUCUACUACAAUGUGGGUGACGACAAGAUUCUCAGAGUCCAGAACUUUUCCAUCCUCAAUCGACACCUGAGAUCAUACUAUCAGGAGAAUCUACAGCAGCUGCUGCUGAUGUCUUUACCAAAUGUUGCUGUUUUAGGUCGAGAUCCCCUGACAGAGGGCGCUGUUGCAGAGCUGAGGAGACUGCUACUGUUAUUGCUGGGCUGUGCUGUACAGUGUGAAAGGAAGGAAACUUUCAUUCAGCAAAUUCAGUGCUUGGAUAUCGACACGCAGGCAGAGAUUGCCCUUUGCAUACAGGAGGUGACCCAGGACCCGAGUGCUGUGCUUCCCCUGGAGUUUGGAGACAUGUGUGGACUGAAUGGGGCAGAGCUGCAGAGUCUCUUCUGCUCCAUGGCCAAACAGAUCCAGAGUCUGCAUGCUCAACGAGACACACACUUGGAGAGGAUAGCAGAGCUUUAUCAGGAACGGGAAUCAUCUACAUCCCAUAUAACCACGUCAAGCGGGUUUGGACCUCCAGAGGGACUGGCUGUGCAGCUGGCAGACAGCAAAGCUAAACUUCGUCGACUCAAACAGGAACUAGAGGACAAAGGUGAUCAACUACUGGACUACAAGCAAGAAGUGCAAACUAUGGAGGAAGAGAUAAAGAAACUACAGAAGGAAAACCGAGUGUUGCAGGUUGAAGCGCGUGUGAGUCGGGGGCUUAAGGAUGAGUUGGACUGUCUGCGAGAGCGUGCAGGCAGAGUGGAGCAACUGCAAGUGGAGCUGAAAAACUGCACACAUCGACUCCGCAGUAUGGAGCUGUACCACACCCAGUUAAAGGAGCAGCAGCUGUACUGUGCCUCACUGCAAGAGAACAAAGCUCUGCUGGAGGAGCAGCUGGCCGACACUCGUGCACGCUGCACAGCUCUGCGCGAACUAGAGAAAGAAAAUCUUCUUCUCAGGCAGAAACUCAUGGAUAUGGAGGGUGAGCGUGAUGUGGAGAGACAGAGUGUGGACGAGCUUCUGGAAAUGAAUAUGAGUCUACAGGUGGAUCUUCAACGUCAGGCUCAUUCUUUGGAUGUCAGUCCGAGUGUGACUCAUCAACACUUUCUCCAGUCAGAGCCAGAGUCUGACGAGGAAGUUCAGGAAAUAAAUAUCCCUCAGAUUGAUCUGAAGCCGUUGAGUGAAGAGGUAAAUGAAGCUUCCUCGCUGAGGCUUUUGGGAGCUGAAAAUGAAAACGCUGAACUUAGGAGACGACUAGAGCGCCUGCAGGCUGAACAGGAGGCUCAGCACGCCAGCUCCCCCGAGGUAAUUGAAGAGCUCCAGGGACGGACGGAUCAACUCUCACAAGAGCUUCAAGACACACUGAGAGAGAUGGAGUGUCUGAAGAAAGAAAAUAGCCGCUUGAAGAUAAAUCUGGAAGAUAUGAGAACAAAACAGAAGCAGGAAGACCUCGAGGUGGAGAGAACAGUCACAGAGGGAAAAGAAGAGAAAAAGGAAAUAAUCCCGAGAGGAGAAUGUGAGGGAAAAGACACAAAAAGAGAGAAAGAGGAUGGAAAAGAAGAAAGAGAGCAAGACAUAAUAAAAGCCCAGAGAGAGGAUGGAGAGGGGGGAGAGGGGGGCAGCGUAAUCCUCAGUGAGAGAAAAAAGAAGGUUAUUUUUGAAAUGAAAACCAAAGAGAGAGGCGAGACUGAGGGUGAGAAAGACAUAGAUAAGAAAGACGUCACAGAGGAGACAUCCCAGCCAUCAGAGUACAACUCUGAAGCCCAGACAACCACACAGAAAGAGGAGACAGAAGAAGAUCAAUUCUCCCUGGACACACUUAUCCUACAUCAGCAGCUUCAGCAGGCCCUGGAAGAGGCUGAUAGACAGAGCACUCUAGCCCAGGAUCUGCGCUCCAAACUGGCAGAACAGAGUAAGAAGGUCUUGGAGGUCGAGCAUAAGAUGGUUUUCCUGGAAGCUGAGAACCAGAGGCUGAAGAAGGCAGCAGAAAGCCUCAUGGAGGCUAGGAAACAGAUAGAGGUUUUGCAGGGUGAAUCUAUGCAGCAGGAGGAGGAACUGAUGCGUCUGCGUAGUCAGGUGGAGUUUCAGAAGAUGGAGGUGGCAGUGAUUGCUCAGUUAGAGGGAGAGAGAGCAGCACUGGAAAGAGAGAGAGAGACACUCAGAGCCAGCAUAGACUCACUCAGGGCUGCAGUACGCAAGGGUGAUCAGUUGGAGCUGAUCAACCAAAACCUUAAGGCCGACCUCGAAAGAUUGGGGCGGAGCUUGGAAUCUGCCAAGCGCUGCGAAGAAGAGAUGGAAACUGAACUGCGGGAAUCCAGCCUGGAGGUGGAGUCUCUGACCAGAGGGCGGGAAGAAGCUCUCCUUGAGGUCACGCGAUUGGAGCAAGAGAAGGAGGCGUGUCAGGCAGAGCUGGACAGCCAACGGCGUGAGCAAAGACAAAGAGAACGAGAAAUGGCCAGACUCAGACAGCAACUGGAGAGCACGACCUCUGCCCUAGAGCACGGUAACCAAAGAGCCUGCAGCCUAGAGGCACAAAACAGACGGUUGGGUCAGGAGCUUUCCCAGCUCAAAGAGACAUGUGCAAAGUUAGAGGAGCUGCAGAAGGAAAACCAGCAGCUCAGUACACUCAACGCUGAGAGCAAGACCCAGAUUAACUCUCUAGCAAAGGAACUGGCUAAUGAAAAAGCCCAGUCCCAGGAGUUAUCCAAUCAAGUUGCACAGCUGAACCACACACUUGAGGAGUUGCAGACCAAGCUUAAAAUGGCAGCUACGCAACAGCACCGAUCUAGUCCAGAGGUCACUUCAUCUCCAACUGACUCUCACACACAGAGGAUAGAAGACUCUGUAUCAAACAGACGGUCUGUACCGCUGGCAGGAGGCCCCGAGGAGUCUGCUGUCAGUAUUGGAGAUAAGAUUAACCACAGCUCUGGGCCCACAGACUCUUUCUGUACAGAAAAAGACUCAAAAAACAAAGGGAACAAACAACAUCAGACAACACCAGAGCCUGCCACAGCAAGCCAGGAGGUCUUGAGUCAGAGACUGAUAAAUACAGAGAGGGAGAAUGCAGUUCUGCAGCGUGAGCGGGAGGUGUUGCUGUCUCAGCUCACUCAGUCUCAGUCAGCCUGCACUCAACACCGAGAGCAGUUGGUCACCCUGCAGCGCCACUCCAUCUCGCUGCAAGAGAACUGUGCUAAAUUACAGGCCCUCAACACCAAACUACAGGUGGAACAGGCAUCUCUAAGUUCCGAACAUGCGUCAGUUUUGGCACGUUUCAAUGAGAGCGAGGUUCGCUGUGCAGCUCUGGAGGCAGAAUCAAGGGUGUGGCUAAAGGAGAAGGAGGAAUCAGUGGUGCAUCUGGAGGCUUUAAGGCGGGAUCAUGAGAGAUUGACCGCUCUACAGCAGAGACAGGAGAUGGAGCUUGAAGAGUUGCUGGUCAAACACAGUCAGCUAAAAAGCAACAGUCGCAGUCUAGAAGCUCAGUGUAAAGACGCUGAGGCCAGAUAUAAGGAGCUGUUGGAGCGAAAAGCUCAGCUGGAGGAGGCAGAAAAAUUGAUACACCUGGAGAGAGAGAAAAUGAAGAGAGUGACACAAGGGCAAGUGGAGAGCGAGAAGGAGCUGGAGAGACUGAGAAUGGACAAUGAAAGAUACCAGAGCCUGCAGAAGGAGUGGGUUCAGGUCCAGUCCGAGUUGCUGGCUCAGAGUUCAGUUCUGCGGGCAGAGUUGAGUACAGCUCAGCUGGAACGGACCAGACUGGAGGGAGAACUCAAUACCCUUAAAGAACACAACCAGCAGCUGGAUCUGAACAAUGUCCGUCUCAGCAGCCAGUAUCAGCUCCUUACCCAGCUGAAGGCAAACAUGGAGGAGGAGAACCGACAUCUAGUAGAGCAGAACCAGAGUCUCGCCAAAGAGAACAAAGCUCUGCUGGAGAGCAGCCUGGAGAGCCGAGACCAACACCACAACCAGCAGAGAGAGUACCUUGAUAAACUCAAUGAGCUGCGCAGGGAGAAGCAGAAGCUGGUGGAUAAGAUAAUGGAUCAGUAUCGAGUUCUGGAACCAGGGCUGCCUGGCAUGUGUCCACCCAAACAACCAAAGAAGUCGAACUGGAUAGCAGACCGCAUGAAGAAGCUGAUAAAACCGAAAGGUGGAAGUAAAGAAGGUCGUCCUCAGUUCAUUGCUGCUGGCAGUAUAGAGAACCUUGCAGAUGCCGUAGACGGUGCGCCCACCUCUCCAGCUCCAGUGCGUGAUCAUGAGCAGGCCCCCAUCAGUGCGCCAGUCUCCCCGAAUCCUCUCAGGAGAGUUUCAUUCCAGCCUGAAUCAGAAGACCAAUCCAAGGUGAAUCUGCGGUCCGGUCGGCGUAAGCUGGGCUCCAGACAUGGCUGGGCUCUCGGCCGGGGCAGAGGAGGAGUUUCCCAGUCCUUCAGUCCUGGAGACCAGCGCACACAGCCUCGCAUUCGCCUACGCUCCUCCCAAGCAGGCGCCACGGCCCUCUGGGAACACGAUGGGAGCCCCACGCCCAGCCAGAACAGCCUGAGCGAGGAGGGUAGAGUUGAGAGUGAGGAGAACAUCUCGCCUGAACACUCAGAUGUCAGCCGUGUUUCAUCAGGAACUGAAGAUUUUCACUCCAGUUUUGACAAGCCACAAGACUCAGAGCACAAACAAGAGUAAAGCAAUACAAAUUUGUUAAAGUUCAUUUAACUACUUGUAUGUAUCCAUAGGUUUUGACACAGUUUUGCAUAUACAACAUACAUAAGGCAUGUAUACACAAACAAAUAAAUGAAUUAUAUCACA
Messenger RNA from Myxocyprinus asiaticus (Chinese sucker), 5217 nucleotides. RefSeq names its product girdin-like. Bases 217 to 5094 code for a protein of 1625 amino acids. The transcript is spliced from 29 exons. Gene Ontology annotation, biological process: cytoplasmic microtubule organization; cytoskeleton-dependent intracellular transport. The record is from RefSeq and is a predicted model, not a curated record. Gene Ontology annotation, molecular function: dynein light intermediate chain binding; microtubule binding. NCBI's taxonomy places the organism in Eukaryota, Metazoa, Chordata, Actinopteri, Cypriniformes, Catostomidae. Gene Ontology annotation, cellular component: centrosome; cytoplasm.